This is a messenger RNA of Pisolithus orientalis, 897 nucleotides long. Its product is annotated as mitochondrial carrier. Gene Ontology annotation, molecular function: oxaloacetate transmembrane transporter activity; thiosulfate transmembrane transporter activity; antiporter activity. Bases 1 to 897 code for a protein of 298 amino acids. Gene Ontology annotation, biological process: phosphate ion transmembrane transport; malate transmembrane transport; oxaloacetate transport. The transcript has 12 exons. The record is from RefSeq and is a predicted model, not a curated record. Lineage: Eukaryota; Fungi; Basidiomycota; Agaricomycetes; Boletales; Pisolithaceae.
AUGUCCAAUUAUCCAUUUUGGCUUGGAGGCAUUGCUGCUUCCAUGGCAGCAUCCAUCACCCAUCCAUUGGACCUCACCAAGAUCCGCAUGCAAACCCUCGGCCCAGCAGCACAGCCGCCCUCCAUGAUUGCUGUAAUGCGGGCUUCCCUGGGUGAAAGUGGCUUGAGAAGCUUUUAUACCGGUCUUUCUGCAUCUCUUCUCCGACAAAUGUCGUAUACGCUCGUUCGGUUGGGUAGUUAUGAAGAGAUGAAACGAAGAAUGUCUCUAAGAGGUCCACUUCCGACCGGAAAGCUCCUUCUGGCGGCUGCAGCAGCAGGUGCACUUGGUGGUGUUGCAGGAAACCCGGCAGGCAUGUUGAGGCGUAGAGACUUUCACAUUCUCUUGGUACGGAUGACCAGUGACUCUUUAAAACGUCCGGAGAAGCGUUACGGGUACCGUAACGCUCUGACAGGCCUCGUCAGCCUUUUGAAGGAGGAAGGGAUUAAAGGUAUUUACAGAGGCCUUGGGACCAAUACGGCACGUGCAGUGUUGAUGAAUAUAUCUCAAGUGGGAUCGUAUGACUUCUUCAAGGCCACGCUCCUUAAACGUCGUUUACCUCUGGUAAAUUAUCAAUUCCAAGAUAACUUCUCGCUCCACUCCGUAGCAAGCUUCGCAGCAGCGACGUGCGGUACAACUGUUUGUUCACCUGCUGACGUUAUAAGAACGAGAAUUAUGGCCUCGUCGGCGCAGGCGAGCCCUAUACGCAUCGUCAUGCGUUCUUUACGGGAAGAAGGUCCGAUGUUCAUGUUCAAAGGCUGGUGUCCAGCCUUCAUGCGCUUGGGACCCAACACAGUUCUCAUGUUCGUUUUCUACGAGCGACUCAAACGCUGGUGGUCCUCUAUUGGCCACACUCGGUAG